CCUCCUCUCGCGGGGUGGUUGGGCGGGUUCGUUACCAGGCAAGGUGCUACGUUUGGCCUCCCUUUCUCUUCAAUCGCAGGCAGCGGCGGUCCCAGCGGCAGCCUUUUCCUUUCAGAUUCAGGUCCUCGUACCUCUGCCUAACUCGAGCCUGCCUGCCUGCCUCCCUUUCCGUUACUCCGGAGCUGAGGCCUGUCCUUCCCGGAGGGCAAGAAGCAGCAGCAGCAGCAGCAACGGGCAGUUGUUAGCUCGUACGCGUGUUGUGUCGUGAGGGCUGGAGGGACGGCGGGGAGAUGAACACCGUCCUAACUCGAGCCAACUCGCUCUUCGCCUUCUCGCUGAGCGUGAUGGCGGCGCUGACCUUCGGCUGCUUCAUCACCACCGCUUUCAAAGAGCGCUCCGUGCCCGUCAGCAUCGCCGUCUCCCGUGUCAUGCUAAAAAAUGUAGAAGAUUUCACUGGACCAGGCGAAAGAAGUGACCUUGGAAUCAUUACUUUUGACAUUAGUGCAGAUCUGCAAAGUAUAUUUGAUUGGAACGUGAAACAGUUAUUUCUAUAUUUAUCAGCAGAAUAUUCAACAAAAAACAAUGCAUUGAAUCAAGUUGUCCUUUGGGACAAAAUUAUCUUGAGAGGAGAUAGCCCAAAGCUGCUUUUGAAAGAUAUGAAAUCAAAAUAUUUUUUCUUUGAUGAUGGAAAUGGCCUCAAGGGCAACAGGAAUGUCACUUUGACUCUCUCAUGGAAUGUCGUACCAAAUGCAGGAAUCCUACCUCUCGUAACAGGAGCAGGACACAUAUCUGUUCCGUUUCCAGAUACUUAUAAAACGGCCAAAAGCUAUUAAAUUAUUGGGCUGUACCUUGAGUAACAUAUUUUUAUACUUGUACAUUAUAAAUUUUAUCAAUUUUUAGUCUCUUGCCCGCUGCAAUUCAAAGGUACUGUACUUAAUUUCUUUAGGCUUAGCUGAGAGGGAGGGACAUUUUGUCAGAUUUGUUUUCAGUUAAAAAAGAUAAAAUUCCAAUCUCGAGGAAAGGUGGUUGUUUAAAUUUGAGCAAAUGGUUUUGUGUUUACUAUUGGGAGAAAAAUACCUUUCUUAUGAAUAAACUUUUUGAAAUCAGAAACA
Thamnophis sirtalis is the source of this 1112-nucleotide messenger RNA. Lineage: Eukaryota; Metazoa; Chordata; Lepidosauria; Squamata; Natricidae. The record is from RefSeq and is a predicted model, not a curated record.